GUCCGUGUCUGAGGAGAGACCUGCUGAACUGGAUGUUGGCUACAUCCUGUCAGCAGGGCCACCUGGACGUGGUCCGGCUGCUGGUCCACGGCUACGAGGCUGACGCCAAAGACUGCGCCAUCCACAGCGAUGAGUUUGCCGUCAUCACGGGGCUCCCGCUGUACGCCGCUGCACGAGCAGGUAAUGAGGAGAUCGCUUGCUUCCUGCUGCAGAACGGAGCGGGGUUCUCCUCGUACACGCUGAUGGACCAUCCAGCCUUCAGCAAACACCUCCUCAGACUCAAACUGCAGGAAACCUCCAACACAGAGGGAGAGAAGAGUGUCUCUGUGUGUUGGAGCGGUCUGCAGCUGCCCUGGUUGGAGCUGGACUGGUUCAUGGACGUCUCGUCUCGUAUCACCGACCUGGAUCUGUCCUCUAACAGCCUGGCAGCUCUGCCCUCCGUGGUGCCCUGGGGUCUCCUGCACCUGCAGACUCUGGAUCUCUCCAACAAUCUGCUGAAAGAGCUGCCGGCUGCUCCCAGCUCCCAGGAGGUCAUCUGCACCAGGUACACACA
Molecule: messenger RNA, 553 nt
Organism: Plectropomus leopardus (leopard coralgrouper)
Lineage: Eukaryota; Metazoa; Chordata; Actinopteri; Perciformes; Serranidae
Source: RefSeq, a predicted model, not a curated record